AUGUAUAAAGAUACAGUAGGGCUACAGAAACUAAUAUUCUGUGUUCCUCAGAGUCUGAGCAGCAGAACCACCAACAAUGGGCCGUACGUGUCCGGUCGGGACGACCGAGUGGAUCGUCGGCAGUUCUGCCAGUGGCCCUGUAAGUGUGGCCCCCGCACGCCCUGCGCCCCGGGGGUCAGCGCUGUGCUGGACGGAUGCGGCUGCUGUAAGAGCUGCGCUCGUCAGAUCGGAGAGAGAUGUAACGAGAGGGACGUGUGCGACCCUCACAAGGGAAUGUACUGUGACUUCUCUCGGGACCAGCCCAAGUACGAAGUUGGAGUCUGUGCCUACUUGAUGGCAGUGGGCUGUGAUCUGAACGGACGUCACUAUGAGAACGGAGAGGCCUUCCAGCCGAGUCCGCUCUACAAGUGCACCUGCAUCGGAGGAGCCGUCGGCUGCACCCCGGUUUUCAUCCAGAAGCCUGCUGCCCUCUUAGGCCCCGCCUCUUUGAUGGCCAGUGUCCCAGCAGGCCUCCAGAAUCCUGCCGGAGUUAAAAAGCACAGACAGGACACGACCUACAUGUCUGCUUACAGGGAUCCUCCUUUAGUCUGGAAGAAGAACUGCCUGGUCCAGAGCACGCCCUGGAGUCCGUGUUCCAAGAGCUGUGGCGUCGGCAUCUCUGUGCGCAUCAACAACAACAACAGCAAGUGCCACAUGAGGAAGGAGCGGCGGCUGUGUCUGCUGCGGCCCUGCGACCCGGCGCUCCUCAGAACCAUCAAGGCGCCAAAGGGAAAGACAUGUCGGCCCAGCUUCCAGGCCAAAAAGGCGGAGAAGCUGAGUCUGUCUGGAUGUACGAGCACCAAGAAGCUGCGGCCGCUGUACUGUGGCGUGUGCAGAGACCAGCGCUGCUGCGUGCCCAACAAGUCCCGCAUGAUCCCGGUCAGCUUCACCUGCAGAGACGGCUCCAGCGCGCAGUGGCAGAUGCAGUGGAUCUCUUCUUGCGUCUGUCAGAGGAAGUGCAGCGAGCCGGGGGACAUGUUCUCAGAGCUGCAUCUGCUCUGA
Messenger RNA from Knipowitschia caucasica, 1041 nucleotides. The record is from the annotation of a GenBank genome assembly. Lineage: Eukaryota; Metazoa; Chordata; Actinopteri; Gobiiformes; Gobiidae.